AUGCACGUCCUCCGCGCAGCCACCACCUCGCUCUCGCCGCGCGCCGUCGCCCGCGCCUCCAUCGCCGCCGUGCACCGCAGACCCGCUGUCGGCCAGCGCUGGUACUCCGACGAAAAGGCCCCGGCCAGCGAGAAGGGCCAGGGCCAGGCAGAGGCGGGCGCCGGCGCUGCGGCGGAGGACGGCCCCUGCGCCGCCGUCGAGAGGAAGCUCAAAGCCAAGGAGGAAGAGGCCGUCGACCUCACCGGCCGCCUGCGCUACCUCCAGGCCGACUUCCUCAACCUCCAGCGCAACGCCGCGCGCGAGAAGGAGCAGACCCGCGACUUUGCAGUCUCGCGCUUCGCUGGCGACCUCCUCGAGACCGUCGACGUCCUCGCCCUCGCCCUCAAAUCCUCACCCGCGGCGCACCUCCAGGAGCUCUACACCGGCGUCGAGAUCACCCACCGCCUGCUCCUCCAGACGCUCUUCAAGUACCAGAUCAAGCCCUUCGACCCCACCGGCGACAAGUUCGACCCCAACCGCCACGAAGCCCUCUACCAGGCGCCCAUACCGGGCAAGGAGCCCGGCACCGUCAUCGACUGCCAGAAGACCGGCUACAUGAUCAAGGACAGGGUCCUGCGCGCCGCCCAGGUCGGCGUCGUCCAGGAGUCGUGA
Heterobasidion irregulare TC 32-1 is the source of this 651-nucleotide messenger RNA. Its product is annotated as molecular chaperone of the GrpE family. The record is from RefSeq and is a predicted model, not a curated record. Lineage: Eukaryota; Fungi; Basidiomycota; Agaricomycetes; Russulales; Bondarzewiaceae. Gene Ontology annotation, cellular component: PAM complex, Tim23 associated import motor. Gene Ontology annotation, biological process: protein import into mitochondrial matrix; protein folding. The transcript has 3 exons. Gene Ontology annotation, molecular function: protein-folding chaperone binding; protein homodimerization activity; adenyl-nucleotide exchange factor activity. The coding region runs from base 1 to 651 and encodes 216 amino acids.